Messenger RNA from Penicillium soppii, 570 nucleotides. RefSeq lists its product as uncharacterized. The transcript is spliced from 2 exons. The record is from RefSeq and is a predicted model, not a curated record. Lineage: Eukaryota; Fungi; Ascomycota; Eurotiomycetes; Eurotiales; Aspergillaceae. Bases 1 to 570 code for a protein of 189 amino acids.
AUGCCGGAUUUCUCAUCUUCUCCGCAUACGGCUCGAUACCCCGGCGCUGUCGAAAGCAUCCACGUCAGUCACGCUGGUCGACCUCAUCGCUCCCAUGCGUAUCACACCUACCACUUCAACCGUCGUCCCAUGACUUUCCACGAUAUGCCACCAGGCAUGGGAUCAGGAAUGACAUCCGGAAUGUCGUCUCCGAUCUCCGCCUACAUGCAAAACCAAUAUUCAUCAUCUCCAUAUGGUCAAUCUUCCGAUUAUUCCCUGUCGGCAUCGGAGUACGAUCCCCCAUCGGACUAUCCACGAGAAGAGUCCCAAUCCCGGGAGCCAUCGCGGCAUCGGUCCGCAUGGAUCUAUGGGGCUCCACCGCCCCCACCGAUGUACUCAGGAGCAUACUCGCCAUGGUAUGAUGAAGACCCGCCUUUGGAGCGUUAUUCCUCGCGAGAGGUCCGUGGUCGUCCUUCUAAAAGCCACCAGGAACAGGAUGAGGACUACUGCCGCAUGCCUCCACCCCCACCGCCACCCCCAAUGGCGAAACCAAAGCCCAGUUUAAUCCGACGCGUCCAACAGGGGAAAUGA